Rhodamnia argentea is the source of this 1163-nucleotide messenger RNA. RefSeq names its product thioredoxin-like 2, chloroplastic. Bases 262 to 945 code for a protein of 227 amino acids. Gene Ontology annotation, biological process: cell redox homeostasis. NCBI's taxonomy places the organism in Eukaryota, Viridiplantae, Streptophyta, Magnoliopsida, Myrtales, Myrtaceae. The record is from RefSeq and is a predicted model, not a curated record. The transcript is spliced from 4 exons.
UGACGACAACCCUUUCUUGUUCUCGGCAGAUUCUUCUGCGAAUUUUCCCGGAAAAUCAAAACCCAGAACACCCAUCUCAAAUCCCACGAAUCAUCUGUGCCUUUUCUGCCACGCCGUUCCAUUCUGAUCCUCAACAACUAAAAGUUUGAUUCUUUAAUAUUUCACUUUCGUUUUCCGGCAAAAGUGGAAUCUAAUCUGUUUAAUCCCUUCGAUUCCUGUCUUGCUAUUUCGCCUUUUGGAGGGGUGGUUUCUAAUCUUUAGAUGGCAGAUGUUUUGAGGUCGUCGUCUCUGUACACUCACCGACUCUCCGAUUCACCGUUGGCAUCUUUCCCAGCUUCUGUUAAUUCUGUCGUCCCCAAUUUGAAAUCGUGUAAGAGGAUUUUGUCGGUCGCAAGUUGCUCGAUCGGUGAUGUUUCGCCACUUGCUUUCAGACCCAGAAAGCAAUUUGCUUCUUUGAAGGUGCAUGCUGCUAUUACUGAAACUGAUCAGCCAAAAUGGUGGGAGAAGAAUGCAGGACCAAAUAUGGUCGACAUCCAGUCUACACAAGAAUUUCUGAGUGCUUUAAGUCAAGCUGGAGAUAGAUUAGUUAUUGUUGAAUUUUAUGGAACUUGGUGUGCUUCUUGCCGAGCAUUAUUUCCAAAGAUCUGCAAGACAGCUCAAGAACACCCCGAGAUUUUAUUCUUGAAAGUCAAUUUUGACGAGAAUAAGCCAAUGUGCAAGAGCUUGAAUGUUAAGGUGCUACCGUAUUUCCACUUCUAUUGUGGUGCUGAUGGUCAGGUGGAGUCCUUUUCAUGUUCCCUUGCCAAGUUUCAGAAGAUAAAGGAUGCAAUUGAAAAGCACAGCACCACUCGGUGCAGUUCUGGCCCGCUGAAGGGAGUUGGAGAUCUCAAUAUUGAAAUCGGGUCUCUUCUGAAGGACAAUCCAACAGGAUCUACUUCAUUCUAGGACCACUUUAGGGGUUAUUUAGCCAAAUUGUGUAUCAUCACUAUCCAUAUUGCACAUAAAAAAAAUUUACUCAUCAUUAGGGUUUGCACCAUGUCUUUGCUCUUUGUAAGAGACUUGAUGGCAAUUUCUGCGCAUUGCAUUCUUUUGUCAUUCAAAAUUCUGUGAUAUAUCAGUGUGUGUUGUAGCAAAGAGCAAAUAAAACAUAUGACUUCUGAUAA